This is a messenger RNA of Mytilinidion resinicola, 2355 nucleotides long. Its product is annotated as P-loop containing nucleoside triphosphate hydrolase protein. Gene Ontology annotation, molecular function: chromatin binding; ATP hydrolysis activity; DNA replication origin binding. Bases 1 to 2355 code for a protein of 784 amino acids. Lineage: Eukaryota; Fungi; Ascomycota; Dothideomycetes; Mytilinidiales; Mytilinidiaceae. Gene Ontology annotation, biological process: DNA replication initiation; mitotic DNA replication checkpoint signaling. The transcript is spliced from 3 exons. Gene Ontology annotation, cellular component: nuclear origin of replication recognition complex. The record is from RefSeq and is a predicted model, not a curated record.
AUGGCUCCCGCACGCAAGAAGUCCAGGCUCGAGCAGGCUCGCCAGUACCUUACCAGUGGCACUAUCCAGCGCGAAGACUCGGACGAUGAACUGGGCCAGGACGACUUGCCCUGGGAGUGGAUCUACGAGGAAGAGACUUCACACGAUGCGACACAGAAGAAAGCAGAGAGGACCCUGACCCUGAGAAAAAGGAAAGCCGCCGCCUUGACGACCGACAGACGCAUCAUUGGAGCGAAGAUGGGAAGUUUUGAAUGCAAGAUAGGAGAUGCCGUGCUCCUCAAGGCAGAGGGAAACAAGGCUUGGGUUGGCAUUAUCUGCGAGCUAUACGAUGGCGAAGAGGAAGAGGAUGACGACAAGAUGGCAAAGUUCAUGUGGUUCUCCGGCGAAAAGGAGAUUCGAAAUAAGAGCAAGAAGAGAGACGAUUGUCUCGAGAACGAGCUCUAUAUUACUACUGCCUUUGAUCUCAACCCUCUGACCACCAUCAUUGGCAAGGCAAACGUUGUUUCUCUCGAAACCUUCAACGCAAAGUACCCCUCAGGUCAAAUUAAGAAGUCUUCCAAGGACUACGGCAAAAUGUUCGUUUGCCGGCGCGGUUGCAACACGCGUACAACUACAUACACAGAGGAGUUCAAGUGGGAGGACAUCUACAAAGGCGUAGAAGAUGUUGAGGCGCUUCAAGUAUUUGUAGACAGCCAUACAAAGUCUACUAGGAAGAAGCAAGCUCGACCUAAAACAGACAAUGCAGACCUGGACGACUUCGUCGUCAACGACGAGGAUGGCAUUCCUAGGACUCCGAAGAAGCGGCGGAGAUUGAAUGAAGUGGCAACGCCCACAUCGAAGCGGAAAGAUCAGACACACGGGAAAUUCCUCACGCCAACUCACAAGAGGAUUGUGAUCAAGAAACCCCUCGAAUUCACCCCUCUGGGCACGCGCAUAAUCUCUCCGUCCGCGCUCUCGUCGCCGUUUCAGAUUGCUCGGAACCAACUACACGUGUCGUCGGUCCCUGCUGCAUUACCCUGUCGCGAGGAGGAAUUCUCGACCGUCUACUCGCACUUAGAGGCCGCUAUCACCGAGGGAUCAGGGUCCUGCAUUUACAUAUCCGGUACGCCCGGAACCGGGAAGACAGCGACCGUGCGAGAAGUCGUGGCGCAGUUGAACGCGUCAGUUCUAGCGGAGGAGCUCGAUGAUUUCAUAUUCGUGGAGAUUAAUGGUAUGAAAGUCACAGACCCGCACCAGUCGUAUUCACUUCUAUGGGAGGCCUUGCGAGGCGACCGCGUUAGUCCUGCACAUGCCCUGGAGCUGCUGGAGCGCGAGUUCUCAACCCCGAGCCCGAGGCGCGUACCCUGCGUCGUGCUCAUGGACGAGCUGGACCAGCUCGUGACCAAAAACCAGAGUGUCAUGUACAACUUCUUCAACUGGCCAGGGCUGCGACAUAGUAGGCUAAUUGUGUUGGCUGUAGCCAACACUAUGGAUCUUCCCGAGCGCACGUUGAGCAACAAAAUUAGUAGUCGCCUAGGCCUCACCCGCAUCACCUUCCCUGGCUAUACUCACGACCAGUUAAUGCAAAUCAUCCAGUCUCGUCUCAGCGGCGUCCCCGGCCAUGUCGUUCAGCCAGAUGCAGUCCAAUUUGCCGCACGAAAGGUUGCCGCCGUGAGCGGCGAUGCACGGCGUGCUCUAGAUAUGUGCCGGCGAGCUGUCGAGAUUGCAGAAGCCGAAGCAAUCGCUAAAGAGCAAGAAGCUGAAGAUAACGAUGCAGUUCCCGACACGCCAAGUAAAAGCAAGAGUCGCCGAGGUGCGAAAAGCGCACUCCCAGGUAAGGAUAAAGGUAACACUGCAGAAAUGCACGACAGUCAAACCCCGAGCUCGAGGCAGAAGCAAAGCAAGCCUGUCGGCGUCGUCACUAUCGCCACCAUUAAACAGGCCAUCAACGAGGCUACGUCUAGCCCGCUACAACAGUACCUCCGCGCGCUGCCGCUGGCUUCUAAACUCUUCCUCGCGGCGCUUUUGGCGAGGAUCCGGCGGACAGGCGUCGGUGAAGCACUGAUGGGUGACGUGGUUGAAGAGGCGAAGCGCCUUGGUCUCAUGAGCCAACUGCAACCGGUGCAGCGAUAUCUCCUCGCCGAGAACGAAGAAGUCACGACCAAAAGCGCUAGCACGAGGCAGAUGGAUGCCAAGGCUGCCCGCGCGCUUGGGCUGGGCAAGGCGGCUUUGGAUCUCGCCGAAGCAGGCAUCGUUGGUGUGGAGAGUCGGCGAGGAGAGAGGGUGGGCAGGGUUCGGUUGGGGGUUGGAGACGAGGAGGUGAGGCUAGCGCUAGGGGAGGAUGAGGAGGUCAAGGGGCUAGGCUUCGGAUCAUGA